Molecule: messenger RNA, 1937 nt
Organism: Orycteropus afer afer
Lineage: Eukaryota; Metazoa; Chordata; Mammalia; Tubulidentata; Orycteropodidae
Source: RefSeq, a predicted model, not a curated record
UUGGUUAUGGAACAUUCUAAAACUUAGACAAGAUGAAUGUGAUUGGCUGAAGGGCAUAAGCCCGCCUCCAGGGUGACGUGUCUGCCUAUGGAUAUCAGUUGCCAGAGAAACCUGGCUUUACUAUGGCGGUUGGAGAAACGGCAGUGAUCACACGUCUGCUGCUGGGAAGAACUGGAUUCUCGUUUCAGGUCACCAUCAGAAAAGCUAAGUUUGUUGUAUGGUGAGGAUCAGAAGAUCUGAUCCUGGUUACAGAACCAUCCCUCAUUACAGAAUCUUGGGUUGUAAUACCCACUUCAUCCUUGUAGACCAUCUCUGAAGAUCUUAUAAGAUUCCAUCUGAGAAAGCACUAGGAGUUCUUAGAAGGGGAAGAAGGAAGAAGAUUAUUGGUUGGAAUAAAAACAGGGUUGAAUGAGUUCCAGAAAGCAGGGUUCUCAAACUCGUGGACAACAAUCUGCAGAAGAAGACAACUUCAAAAAGCCAACAAGAAGCAACAUGCAGAGAAGUAAGAUGAGAGGGGCCUCCUCCGGAAAGAAGACGGCUGGUCCUCAGCAGAAGAAUCUGGAGCCAGCUCUUCCAGGCAGAUGGGGGGGUCGCUCUGCAGAGAACCCCCCUUCAGGAUCCGUGAGGAAGACAAGAAAGAACAAACAGAAGACUCCUGGAAAUGGAGAUGGUGGAAGUACCAGUGAAGCACCUCAGCCACCUCGGAAGAAAAGGGCCCGGGCAGAUCCUACUGUUGAAAGUGAGGAGGCAUUUAAGAAUAGGGUGGAGGUGAAGGUGAAGAUUCCUGAAGAAUUAAAACCAUGGCUUGUUGAGGACUGGGACUUAGUUACCAGGCAGAAGCAGCUGUUUCAGCUCCCGGCUAAGAAAAACGUAGAUGCCAUUCUGGAAGAGUACGCAAAUUGCAAGAGAUCUCAAGGAAACGUCGACAAUAAGGAAUAUGCGGUUAAUGAAGUUGUGGGGGGAAUAAAAGAGUAUUUCAAUGUGAUGUUGGGCACUCAGCUGCUCUAUAAAUUUGAGAGGCCCCAGUAUGCUGAAAUCCUCAUGGCUCACCCUGAUGCACCUAUGUCCCAGGUUUAUGGAGCACCACACUUACUGAGAUUGUUUGUAAGAAUUGGAGCAAUGUUGGCCUAUACACCCCUUGAUGAGAAAAGCUUGGCAUUAUUGUUGGGCUAUUUGCAUGAUUUCCUAAAAUAUCUGGCAAAGAAUUCUGCAGCCCUGUUUACUGCCAGCGAUUACAAAGUGGCUUCAGCUGAGUACCAUCGCAAAGCCCUGUGAGGGUCUACUGACCACUCACUGUUAUGUCUGGAUAUCUGUAAACACUUUUCUUUUUGUUCUUAGUCUUUUUCUUGUAUAAUUGAUGUUCUCUAAAAUUGUUAAUGUAUCACAGGGCUCAUGUUUAACUUUUUUUCUGUUUGUUUCAAACAGAAAGUAAAAGGAGUGUAAGCUCCUUUUCUCAUUUCGAAGUUGCUACCAGUGUAUGCAGUAAUUAGACAAAGAAGAAACAUUCAGUAGAACAUUUUAUUGCCUAGUUGACAACAUUGCUUGAAUGCUGGUGGUUCUAUCCCUUUGACACUACACAAUUUUCUAAUAUGUGUUAAUGCUAUGUGACAAAAUGCCCUGAUUCCUAGUGCCAAAGGUUCAACUUAAUGUAUAUACCUGAAAACCCAUGCAUUUGUGCUCUUUUUUUUUUUUUAAUGGUGCUUGAAGUAAAACAGCCCAUCCUCUGCAAGUCAUCUAUGUUGUUCCUUAGGCAUUCUAUCUUUGCUCAAAUUGUUGAAGGAUGGUGAUUUGUUUCAUGGUUUUUGUAUUUGAGUCUAAUACACAUUCUAACAUGAUAGAGGCAAUGCAUUGUGUAGCCGCGGUUUUCUGAAAAGUUGAUAUUUUAGGAAUUGUAUUUCAGAUCUUAAAUAAAAUUUGUUUCUAAAUUUCAAAGCAAA